CUGCUGAUGAUGAUAGUAUUGUAAUGCCACUGUCGCAGACAGAACACAUUUGUUAGUUAUAUACGUGUUUAUAUAAGUAUUUGGCUACCUAGGUAUGCGUGCAUGUUGUUUGGGAUGGUUGGCUGUCCAGGUUGUUAUUGUUAUUGCCUGGUGAUGGCAAGAAGACUCUUUCGGUUUAUAAACAAGGUGGUUCGAGCCAUACAUUAAAUCCUUGGUCUAUCAGACCGCUCAUUACCGGUAUACCGAAUUAGUUUCACUGUUCAAAUUGCGUUGGUAACCAGUUCAUAGUAGCAAUAAAGGCAGAUCGGUUGUUGGUGGUCAAUACUGUUCAUUUACGAAAGGUAUUAGCUGUAUCCAGGCGAACAUUUAGCGUUGUAGAUAAGACUUAGUAUUUUGGCUACAUACCACAACCCUAUUGACUUAUUGAUUACGUAAAUAGUUAAUAAUUAGUUGAUUCCAAAGACCCGGUUGGAGUUGUAACAGCAUAACAAUCCAGAUCAUCAGGUGGGAUCAGUCAGUGAAGUUCAAUCCUUUCACCGGAAAUGAUGUAGCGCAUACUUGCUAGUUAACGACAAUGAAUUUUGAUGCCAAUAAUUGAAAAUGGAUAAAGAUUUACUGAGGCAGACUUUGUCUUACCAUGGCCAAAGCCUGUUUGCCCAUCUCAAAUGUGAACAAAGUGAAAAUCCAGAUUUUAAAGCUAUCGAACCUGAUUUAUCCAAGGCCAGCUAUCAAAGGAAUGAUGGAGGAGAGGACAAGGCUUUAGUGGAGCAGUUCAUUGCAAGAAAAGCAGACAUCCUGUUUGCCCAGUCAUGGAAGUCCAAUGCACCUGUUGAAUAUGUAUUGGAGGAUGAAGCAGAAGAGCCCUACGCCAUCAUGCCCCCUCUGGAGCAGUUCAUGGAGGUGUCAUUUGAGGAACGAAGGAAUCUGUUGUACAGGGAUAUGGAGCGAGGGGACAUUGUUAUAGGGAGGAUCAACUCCAUCAGGGACUUUGGCUUCUUCGUAACACUAAUUUGCAUGGGUGGUGGACUGGAGAGAGACAUAGAGGAUUUGGAACUAACGGCCCUGUGUCCGCUAAGAGAUGUACCUUCCAAUGGCAAUCAUGAUGAUCCUCUAUCGUACUAUCAGAUGAAUGAUUUGAUAAGAGCUGGAGUGAAAGACAUUGACCGAUACCAUGAGAAGAUAACAAUUUCACUUCAGCCCUCUUCCCUCGCCACAAACUUGGUGAGCCAAAAGCUUGGAGUUCUUAGUAAAGAUGAUCUUCCACUUCACUACAGUCGCAGUUUGAGAGUUGCCAACGAUAACACUGAAACCUAUGAGAGAGUUCUAGAGGGUACUCUUGGUUACUCUAACCCAUUGAACGUGGAAUAUCUCUUAGGGAAGAUUGGGAUCAGUGACACACAGCCUCCUUCACUCAUGAGAGGGCUACAGAGUAAACACUUCCUUGAGGAGGACUUUGCCACAACUAUCCGAAAGAAGCAGUCUGCAUCCUGGGCGCUUAAAUGUGUGAGGAUUGGUGUGGAUCACUUCAAAUCUGGUCGCUAUGUUGAAGCAAUGAAUGAGUACAACAAGGCCUUAGAGAUCGAUACAAACAACGUUGAAGCCCUGGUGGCCCGCGGUGCUCUGUAUGCUAACAAAGGGAGUUUGCUGAAGGCAAUAACAGACUUUGAGCUGGCAUUGGAAAGCUGCCCGACCCACAGAAAUGCUAAGAAAUACCUAUGCCAAACCCUGGUUGAGCGAGGUGGCCAACUCGAAGAGGAAGAAAAGCUGGUCACAGCUGAGGGCUUCUACAGAAAAGCCCUGGCUUUAGACGACUCCUUUCCAGAUGCAAAGGAAGCAUUGAGAAAAAUAGAAUUACUUAUCCAGAAAUCGCUCAAACUAAGAGAAGAGAUGGCUGCGAGGGAAGCAGAAAAGGCUAAGAAUGUGGAGACAAGUGCAGAAAAAUUGCGUAAGAUUUUAAAAGAAGAAAAAAGAAUGAAAAGGAAACGGAAGAGAUCAUCCUCCUCAUCGACAUCAUCGUCUUCCUCUUCUGACCGAUCUUCGUCGAGUCACAGAAAGUCUAAGAAGAAGAAGCGUAAACACAGACGUUCAUCACGAGGGGGGAAACGCCAGCAGAGGGUUUCGUCCAGGGGUAACUGGAGUGCAGCUGAUGAUGAGGAAGAGUGGUAUCCAGCCCCGCCAAACACAUCAGCCUCCUUCCUGGAUCCAAAAUCCAGCAGGUACAGGUCGUUUGAUGUGCCCAACAGGACUGAAGAACACAGUCAACACUACAGCAAGCACAGGAGCCAAACCCACUCACAACACUCUUUACCAUCAGUUUCCACCAACGCUCCAGACAACAGAGGUAGGUUUGAAGAUGACCCUUUUGACAUCUCCCCUCUGCGAGCCGAAUGCAGCAAGGGGAAAGGUAUCUGUGAUAAGACCGGUGACGGGGAGGUGAAUGGCCGAGAGAUGGAAGCCUCCAGGGGCCGGAAAAAGAGCCAGGAGUGUCACUUCGGCCCACAAGAAAUCCCCAGGUCAUCAGAGAAAGACAAAAACAGUAGAACGUCCUCUACCAGCUCCGAGCAUUCUAGCAAAUCUUCACGCAACGACCUCCCUUCACAGUCCCGCAUAUCCACUUAUAGACGAUCAGAUAGUGGGAGGUAUGGUAUCACAGAGCGAGAUAAAGAAGAGGAGAAUAGGGGCAUCCGAAGGUCUGAUGGAGGAGAUAACAGAUCUUCCCCUUACACUUCUCGGAACGGAAAAUCAUCUGCAGGAGGAAGUCAGAAAAAGGAGCUACCAUCUAAUCUUCUAGAUCUCUUCAGCCAGAUAGCCCAGUUUGAAAAGGAGAAAUGCAAGCCGCAAAAGUGAUUUCUUUGUUUGUUUUUUCGCAACGUUUUUACAUCUUGUAAAAAGGUUACUGAACAAAUUGAUUUAUGUUAUUGUAAUGUUGGACAAAGUGACUGUGCCCAUGGCUGUGAUCAUUUAGUAUUGGUAAUAUCAAACAUUUUUCUCUGAAAUGUUUACACUUAUUUUUGUGAUAAAUACUGCCUUAAUAUCAUCAGAUUGUAUUUCCUGUGACCGAACGAAAAUGUGCAUGAGAAUACAUGAAAGACCUAUUAACAUGUCUGCUACUGGCUUGCAGCUUGAAAAAUAAAGUUAAUUCUUUUUAAAUCAGUUUGACUUUCUGUCAGUUCAGUCAGUACAAUGUUAACAAGGUACAUCUCUUGAAAAAACAUGGUGUCAUUUCUUUCCCCUGUAUUUGCUGGUAAUAGAUUGGAAAGUCACAUUGAUAAGUGAAAUAUUAUGUUCCAUUAUACGCAUAUUUUUCAAUAAAUGUUCCGAAAGAG
Messenger RNA from Esox lucius (northern pike), 3326 nucleotides. It is a transcript of the gene ttc14, whose product is annotated as tetratricopeptide repeat domain 14. The transcript has 13 exons. Bases 601 to 2847 code for a protein of 748 amino acids. Gene Ontology annotation, molecular function: nucleic acid binding; protein binding. Lineage: Eukaryota; Metazoa; Chordata; Actinopteri; Esociformes; Esocidae. The record is from RefSeq and is a predicted model, not a curated record.